Molecule: messenger RNA, 2493 nt
Organism: Cajanus cajan (pigeon pea)
Lineage: Eukaryota; Viridiplantae; Streptophyta; Magnoliopsida; Fabales; Fabaceae
Biological process (GO): DNA integration
Molecular function (GO): RNA-DNA hybrid ribonuclease activity; nucleic acid binding
Source: RefSeq, a predicted model, not a curated record
AUGCGUCUCAACCCGGAAAAAUGCGUCUUUGAUGUCCGGGGAGGAAGGUUUCUUGGCUUCAUGAUCACCAGCAGAGGAAUCGAAGCCAAUCCCGAGAAGUGCGAGGCCAUCAUACACAUGCAAAGCCCACAAACGGUGAAGAAGGUGCAACGCCUGGCUGGGCGACUGGUCUCACUGUCCCGGUUUAUCCCCAAACUUGCGGAGAAGGCGGGACCAAUUUUCACCCUGUUAAAGAAACCAAAAGACUUCUCGUGGACUGACCAGUGUGAAGCAGUUUUCCAAAGCUUCAAAAAUUUCCUCACAACCCCACCAAUCUUGCAAAGGCCGGAUCACAACACCGACCUCCUUCUUUACCUGGCAGUAGCAGAAGGCGCCAUCAGCGCCGUCAUUGUACAAGAGCAUCAGAAGGCGCAAACCCCAAUCUACUUCAUCAGUCGGGUCCUCCAAGACGCAGAAAGAAGGUACCAAAUGGUUGAAAAGCUGGCAUUGGCACUGGUCACUACAGCCCGGCGACUCCGAAUGUACUUCCAAAGCCACCAGGUGGUAGUUAAAACCGACUACCCCAUCAAACAAAUCCUGCGAAAGCCUGAGCUUGCCGGACGCAUGAUUGCCUGGUCAAUAGAACUGUCAGAGUUUGAAAUCCGGUACGAAAGCCGCGGACCUCUAAAAGCCCAAUGUUUAGCCGACUUCGUAGCUGAGCUCACGCCGACCACCACAGAAGAACCCCGAGCAUGGACCCUCCAUGUAGACGGAUCCUCCAACUCUAAAGGAGGAGGUGCAGGCGUCAUCCUGGAAGGACCAAACCAAAUCACUGUGGAACAAUCCCUCCAGUUCGGGUUUAAAGCAACUAAUAACCAGGCAGAGUACGAAGCUCUCCUCGCCGGACUACGAUUAGCCCGGGACCUCGGGGCUCGAAGAGUAAGCUGCAACAGCGAUUCCAAACUCAUGGUAGAACAGCUCAGUGGAACCUACCAAGCAAAGGACGUCCUCCUACAGAGAUACUUUCAUACCGCAGCCCAACAGAUCUCGUCUUUCGAUGAUUUCUCCAUAAAACAUGUACCGCGAGAGCAGAACACCAGAGCAGACCUACUGUCAAAACUCGCCAGUACCAAAAAGCCCGGGCAACACCGAACCAUUAUCCAGGAAACCUUGCACUCACCCAACUUGGAUGAUAAAACUGUCAAUGUCAACGACAGCGAGGAGCUAGGAUGGAUGACAAACAUAUGGAACUACCUAAAAGAUGGCGCCCUGCCUACAGAUAAGGAUGAGGCAAGGAAGGUGAGAAUGCGAUCAGCAAAGUUCACCAUCAUCGACGGGGAGCUAUUCAAACGCGGGAUUUCCACCCCACUGCUCAAAUCUUUGACCAUGUCUCAAGCAGCCUAUGUUGUCAAGGAAAUUCAUCACGGGGUAUGCGGAAUGCCCUCCGGAGCUCGCUCGAUGGCAGCCAGGGUACUCCGAGCUGGAUACUACUGGCCCACCUUAAAGUCAAAUUGCCAGGACUACAUCCAGAAAUGCAAAGAGUGCCAGCAGUUUGGCAACGCGCAUCGACAGCCCCUCGAGGCUCUUCACCACAUGUUGGCAGCAUGGCCUUUCUCCCAGUGGGGAAUGGACAUCCUUGGGCCUUUCCCCCCCGCGAAGGGUCAGUUAAAGUUCCUCCUGGUGGCAAUCGACUACUUCACCAAGUGGAUCGAGGCGUGCCCACUUGCCAAGAUCACCACGGAAAACGUGCGAAAGUUCACAUGGAGAAACAUUGUUUGCAGAUUCAGAAUUCCCCACACCAUUAUCACUGACAACGGGCGGCAGUUCAUCGCAGAAGAAUUUGAAGUCUUCCUCCAAGAACUCGGAAUCAAGCACUUGCCGACCUCGGUGGAGCACCCCCAAACCAACGCCCAGGCCGAAGCAGCCAAUAAGGUCAUCCUCUGGGAACUCAAGAAACGGCUAGGGAACGCAAAAGGGGAGUGGCCCGACAUGCUUCCCAGCAUCCUCUGGGCAUACCACUGCCCCCCACAGUCAACCCCGCAAGACCCACCCUACAGACUAACUUAUGGAGCUGACGCAAUGAUCCCGGUAGACGUCGGACAAACAUCCCACCGACGCCACGUCUUCCACAAUGAACAAAAUAACCACGAGCUAGCAACGGACCUCGACCUGCUAGACAAACUCCGAGACGAAGCCCAAAUCCACGCAGAAGCAUGCAAACUCCGGGCCGCCUGGCGAUACAACUCCCGGGUGAAACCCCGGUCUUUUCGGGAAGGCGACCUGGUAUGGCAGCUACUCGGAGAAGCACGGAAGGACACGUCAUACGGGAAGCUCGCACCCACUUGGGGCGGCCCAUUCCGAGUCGUAGAAAACCUGGAAAACGGAGCCUACCGUCUAGAGGAGCUCAGUGGGAAGCCCAUUCCACGACCUGGAACGCUACCUACCUCAAAUUUUACUUCAGUAAAACUUUGUACAAAUAGACGGUGCACUCUUUUCCUACCUCAGACACACUAA